Helianthus annuus (common sunflower) is the source of this 383-nucleotide messenger RNA. RefSeq lists its product as uncharacterized. The record is from RefSeq and is a predicted model, not a curated record. The transcript is spliced from 3 exons. Bases 7 to 363 code for a protein of 118 amino acids. NCBI's taxonomy places the organism in Eukaryota, Viridiplantae, Streptophyta, Magnoliopsida, Asterales, Asteraceae.
ACAAGAAUGGAUAAAAAGCGGUUGAAACACGUGUGCGAAUCAAGUAACGGGCUGCAUGGUUUAGCUUAUGGUUUUGAGGAUGAUAUCAAAUCUUUACCUCUGGAGGAUGGUGUUGAUGGGCAAAUGUCGUCUUUCAUGUAUUUAGACGGCAGAGAAAGAAAGUUCAAGAGGCGAAAGAUUACCUGGUGGUUGUGGGUGGAAGAUGGUGGCGAUGACACAGAUCUACCGUUUGGUGGCCGGAUCUACCGUUUGAAGUUGCACUUUGUGGGUGUUCAAAUUAAAGACACUCCCAAUGUAAGUUUUAUUUUUAUUUUAGUGUUUUUUUUGCUAUUGUCGUUAUCAAGUUGUCAUAUGUGUUUAUAAAAGUUUAAUGAUUUGACCUA